This is a messenger RNA of Saccharomycopsis crataegensis, 1383 nucleotides long. RefSeq names its product Ytp1p (gene YTP1). The record is from RefSeq and is a predicted model, not a curated record. Lineage: Eukaryota; Fungi; Ascomycota; Saccharomycetes; Ascoideales; Saccharomycopsidaceae. The transcript has a single exon. The coding region runs from base 1 to 1383 and encodes 460 amino acids.
AUGUCCAAAAACUUUAGGAUUCUAAUAUGCGUCCUGGCUCUAUUUUCUAUGGUUGCUGCCGAUAUGAACAUGCCUAUGGAUGAGCCAGACCAAGAUCGUGAUCUAUCAGUCUAUCUCAAAAACUUCAAGUGGGAUUCUUUCCAUUGGCUAAUGUCACUUGUUUUGGUUUUGAUUCUUCCAUCAAUCAGCACGGCGUUUGCCUUUGCCGAGAGAAACAUACUUGCCACUAAUUUCUUCUUGAUUUCUACUGGUUACUCGCUUUUUGAGGCGUUAUUUCUCCGAUUCAAUGAUCCAAAUGACCAUGAAAAUCGGACGUCAUUGGGGACCGCUUGGUUCUUGAUGAUGUUAUUAGCAACCACCACUUUCUUUGGUUUGCUUCUUUCUGGUAGUAAAUUUUUGCCACAAUCUUUUAGAUCCAAAGAAAAUGUCAUUGCUAGACGUGGAGAGAAGUUCGUUUCAAGAACAUUCAGAACCUUUGCAGUCUUAUCGAGUUUGACCGGCUGGGUAAGAAUGUGCAUGACAGUGGUUGCCAUGCUUGGAUUUUGUUAUGCUAACGAAACAAACCAUACAGGCCAAUGUUUGGCUCAUGGGAUUAUGGGCUCGGCCUUCAUUUUCUACGGAUUUGUGAUGUUGUUAUGGUUGAUGAUCCCUUGGUUUAGAAACCAAAAGACUAGAUACCCUCCGGAAUUCUGGGAUUCUAUUGUGAUUAGUGUCUGGGGCUGUGUCAACACUUUUACUGAACAUAGACCAUGGGAACCUUGGAGCCAUGGUGAUUACCAGCAUACUGCAAUGGGGAUCAUUUGGUGGUGUAUGGGCUUGGUGGGGAUUUAUCUUUCGAAAGAUGGGCAUCGUUCAUUUGUUCCGGGGCUCAUCAUUGCGAUUACGGGCUGGGCUAUGUCUGUUCAUGUGCAACAUUUGGAAAUUAGUACCAAGGUACACUAUUUCUUCGGUUUGGCCCUUAUGUUUGCUGGGUUUGGGAGAGUUAUUGAAAUUGCCUUUGUCUUGAAGGACCAGCGUUCAAUUCCAGGGAAGAUCAUGUCAUUCCAAUACGUCGCUCCUUUUGGAUUGGUCGAAGCAGGUUUAAUGUUUAUGGGUGCCAAUGAGGAGCAAUUGAUUCUUGUCAAAGAUAUGGGAGCAGGACACUCAUCUUACAUCAUGUUGCUAACAUCUGGAGCGGCAUUAAUCAUCUUGUGGAUGGUGCUCAUCAUUGAACUUUAUUUGAAACUUGUUGGGGUUGAUAAGUAUAGUGGAGGAGAUCUGUCAAUUAUGAAUAGAGACGAAUAUUCAACAUUGGAACAUCAACCGGCUGUACAAUUGGAAAAUGAAGUAGAAGAAACCAGAGGGGCUGAGGAUUUUGAACUUGAUUCAUUGGAUGACUAUUAG